UAAUUUGGAAAGUAUAUUGUUAUUACAGACCAGUUCUAAAAUUAACUUUAAGCUUGCAGAAGCAUAGUGUGUUCUUAAGAUCAGAAAAAAAAUCAGUUUAAGUGAGUAUCUAGCAGAAGAAUUUCUACAGUAAAUGGAUUGUAUUUCAGACAGAAGUGACUGAUACUGGUUUGAAAGCUUGCUGCAAAUGAAAGUUGUGUAAAUGGGUUAGAACCAGGAAACUGGUAAGGCAGAGUCAGACUGUGUAGUUGCAGUAUUUCUGGAGCAUGAUAGGGUUUGGGUUUUUUUUUUUUUCUUCUUGAUUUAACAAGUUGAAAAUCUGCUGAAUAAUUCAUGAAGAGUGGAAGGGCUGAAUCUUCCUGGAAUGAUAUACAGUGUACGUACUGUGGCACAGGAGAAACUGCAAAGCUUUGUAUCGGUUGCUGCCGUUUCUGCUGCUGAUUGCAAGGUGCUGCUGCUUUUGGCAUUUUCACAGCUACAGAAUCUUCAGUCGUGCUCUGGUCUGCUAACAGCCAUCUGCUCCCUAUGGACCUACCUUCACUCACUACAAUCUGUGGGAUCUCUUGCCACCUACCUGCCUUGGACACUGCUAACUGCGUUUUCUGGACCUUGCAGCUUGCAUGACUGAAACCUGCUUGGAGUCUCUCAGCUUGUGCUUGGUGGGGGACACCUCCUGCAGCGGGAUCUGGCCCAGGCAAGGAUGGGAUUUACAAGGAGAAGUCAAAACUGAGCUGCAUUCAGCGAGAUGCCCAACGCCUCUUCCUGGAGUGCUACCUCGCCGCUGCUGCUGCUCUGGGAGGACUCCUCCGGGACCCGCAUCUUCCUGUCGCUGCUCUAUGCCGUCUUAGCCAUCUCAGGGACCUUAUCCAAUGUGAUGGUCAUCUACUUGGUCUUCUCCUUCAAGAAGCUGCAGACAACCAGCAAUGCCUUCAUUGUGAACGGCUGCGCUGCAGACCUCAGCGUGUGCGCCCUGUGGAUGCCCCAGGAGGCCGUGCUGGGGCUGCUGCCUCCCAACUCCUCCUCCCUUCGCUCGGCGGAGUACCGGCUGCUCCGAGGGGGGCUCCUCGGCCUCGGCCUCACCGUCUCCCUGGCCUCUCACCUGCUGGUGGCCUUCAACAGGUACGUGCUCAUCACCAAGCUGCCCAGCGUGUACCAGGCCCUCUACCAGCGGAGGCACACGGGCUGCAUGAUCGGGCUCUCCUGGGCCCUCGCCCUGCUCCUGGUCCCGAGUGCUUAUCAAACAGGAGGAAAGGCUCCUUUAAAAAUCUUAGGUCUUGUGGAGAGUCAGUGGAGAGUUCUGGGCAUUACUCUGUUGACCAGCAGUCAAUAA
This is a messenger RNA of Athene cunicularia (burrowing owl), 1330 nucleotides long. RefSeq names its product G protein-coupled receptor 88 (gene GPR88). Gene Ontology annotation, cellular component: membrane. Gene Ontology annotation, biological process: G protein-coupled receptor signaling pathway. Gene Ontology annotation, molecular function: G protein-coupled receptor activity. The record is from RefSeq and is a predicted model, not a curated record. Bases 746 to 1330 code for a protein of 194 amino acids. NCBI's taxonomy places the organism in Eukaryota, Metazoa, Chordata, Aves, Strigiformes, Strigidae. The transcript has a single exon.